This is a messenger RNA of Magnolia sinica, 1994 nucleotides long. Its product is annotated as probable E3 ubiquitin-protein ligase RHC1A. The transcript is spliced from 2 exons. Gene Ontology annotation, biological process: protein ubiquitination. Gene Ontology annotation, cellular component: cytoplasm. NCBI's taxonomy places the organism in Eukaryota, Viridiplantae, Streptophyta, Magnoliopsida, Magnoliales, Magnoliaceae. The record is from RefSeq and is a predicted model, not a curated record. Bases 283 to 1314 code for a protein of 343 amino acids. Gene Ontology annotation, molecular function: ubiquitin protein ligase activity.
UAUAUUUCAUAUGGAUCUCCGUCGCAUCUUCUUCCAUAUCUGAAAACCCUAGGUAGGGUUUCUGAAGAUCUACUCUCUCCCUUUCAUUCUCUGAGAUUUUCUUCCGCCAUGGAAGCUCUGCCUCGGAUCUCCUCUCCUUCUUCCUCUCUCUGAAGCUGUUGAGCAGAGUUCUCAGUUGGAAGCAGGAAGGACUCAACGGCACAACAUCUGAAUUUUGGCCAUUGGGUUCUUUUGGGUUUUCCCUAAGAGAUUUGGUAGGAGAUCAUUAAGAGAGGAGGAAGAAUGUCCAGUGGAAGGAACACACACUGGUGUUACAGAUGCAGGCGACCUGUUCGCCUCAGAGGACAAGAUACAGUUUGCCCCAAUUGCGAUGGAGGUUUUGUGCAAGAACUCAGCGAGAUGGAAGGCAUUGCUCCUCGGGAUUUCGUAGACUCGGAUACCAAUGGCAAUAGAGAUGAGAUAUUCGGGCUAAUGGAAGCGUUCUCAGGUCUGCUGAGGCAGCGGAUGGCUGGUAGGAAUCGCCACACUGAUGAAAGGGAGAGAUCUGAUCUGGUUCGUGGGCAAGGGAUUGGAUUUGGUCCUAAUCCUUGGUUGAUUUUCCGUGGACCCCUUCGGAUGUCUGAAGGCGGUGGGAUUGAGGUUCUGUUGGGUGGGAGUCAAGGUAUCAGAGUUAAUGACCACGUCAUGGGCAUGGGACUGGAUGAACUGAUUGUUCAGCUGUCUCGGAAUGAUAGACAGGGAUUUGGUGACUACUUCAUGGGCACAGGGCUGGAUGAACUGAUUGAACAGCUGGCUCGGAAUGAUAGACGGGGGCCACCUCCUGCUUCUAGGUCUUCCAUUGAUGCAAUGCCCACGAUAAAAAUUUCUCAUAGUCAUCUGCAUGUAGACUCGCAUUGCCCUGUUUGUAAAGAAAGAUUUGAGUUAGGUGCGGAAGCACGGGAGAUGCCAUGCAACCAUAUAUACCAUUCUGACUGCAUCAUCCCUUGGUUGGUUCAGCACAAUUCUUGUCCUGUCUGCCGCCUUGAAUUGCCGCCACCAGGCUCUAGUGGUGCUCAUACAAGGUCAACCAAUUCAACCAAUCAAAGUUCCAGCAGCAGCAGUGGUGGCAGUAGGAGCAAUGGUUCAGGUAAUAGUGGCAGUAGCAGAGACAACAAUGGAGAGGGUCUGGGGCGGCGUAAUCCACUCUCCUUCCUGUGGCCGUUUCGUUCAUCAAACUCAAAUUCUCACCACAGCGAAUCCGUGGGAAACAGUCCACCGCCAAUGAACGAAGAUCGUCACCAGAUGAGUUAUUCUGGGUGGCCUUUUGAUUCCUAAGUUCAUGUCUUUAGGUGCUGUUGUGUGCUGUUUGUUUGUGGUCUUAUUUCACUCAUCAUCUCCAACUCAAAACUUAGUAAUAUGCUCGCCUGGAGUGGAAGUGGUGCAGACUGUCUUGCCCACAGACCGUAAUUCGAGGUGUGCGUGUUCCUAUCCUUAAUGUAUAGGUUUUUUGCAUUGCUUCUUCCUUGAUAGGUGCCAAAAACUUCUCUUUUAAUUGCUUUGCCUUUAUGUAUAGGUUUACCCUGUUUUAAUAAAGUGUCAGUAAUAUAAAUGUUAAAAAAGAUACAGCCAAAGCCCAAACAAACAUCUACACUUGGUGGCAGUCUGAGCCGUUCAUCAGGUGGGCCCCCCCUGGGUAGAUAUCUAACCCAAGAGUCAGGCCCAUUGACCUGUCGGUUGGGAUGUUUGCAACGCACAUGCAGAUGUCUUGUAGAUUCUGCACAUCUAGUGGAUUGUUGGCAACUGUAUUUGUUGAUUCUGUGUGUCAUUCCUGUUUUUUGGCCACCCUGACAUUUGGGCCAGGUCAUCUGCAAAUUGUGGGCCACCUAAUGCAUGGCUCAGAUGUCUGCAACACACAUGCAGAUGUAGGGUACAGCAAGGCUCAUGAAUGGCUAUAGUGGUUGAUGUCGAAUGAUUUGCAUCCUUGUGUUUGCUGUUAGUGCCCAGGUUCUUUUUUA